CUACCAAAAGUACUUGCAAAAUGCAACCCCUUCGUUUCGACACUGAAAUCUCACUAGGAGUGUGGGUAAUGGACUAUGGACAGCUUUGUGUAGACCACUGCUCAGUCUUUGCAAAUUGGGGAAGUACUUAUUCCCAGGCCUGAUGAACAGGAGAGAGAGCAAAGUUUCGAAACAGAAGCUAUGCUGAUGCUUCCUUGUUUGAAUGGGCUGGGUUUUCUUCUUGUGCGUGUGUUUCCUUCUAUGAUCAAUCACGUCACAUAUUACAUUUCUGCCAAUACCCACUAAGGGACAAAAUCGACUCAAAAGAAUUUAUGAAUCUUUUUUUCUUUUUCUUUUCUUUUUGGGGUAAAAAUAAUAAUCAGGCAAGCAUUUUUUUUUUUGGUACGCCAAAACUUGACAAUGUCUUCUGAGGAGUGCGUUAUGCUAGAUGUGGAGUUGGAUGGCUUCAUUCUUUGCAACACCUCUUCUGCUCAACAUGCAAAUCUGUCCCUCCUGGAUGAGGACUUGUUUUACUAUCGGUUCCUGUAUGCAAUUCCGACCAUUUAUGGGAUCAUCAUCUUGAUCGGACUCGUCGGCAAUGUUACGCUGAUCAAAAUCUUCUGCACCGUCAAGUCCAUGAGAAACGUCCCCAACUUGUUCAUUUCAAGCUUGGCUUUUGGAGAUCUGCUUCUUUUGCUCACCUGUGUUCCCGUGGAUGCCAGCAGGUACCUGUCUGCUGAAUGGCUGUUUGGUCGGGUUGGAUGUAAACUUAUCCCUUUCAUACAGCUGACUUCGGUGGGGGUGUCUGUCUUCACCCUCAUGGCUCUCUCUGCUGAUAGGUAUAGAGCCAUAGUGAGACCAAUGGACAUUCAAGCUUCCCACGCCCUGAUGAAGAUUUGUUUGAAAGCUAUCAUGAUCUGGAUUUUAUCUAUGCUGCUUGCCAUUCCUGAAGCUGUGUUUUCAGACCUGCGACCUUUCUAUGACAAAGGCACUAACAAAACAUUCAUCAGUUGUACACCCUACCCACUGACCAAUGAGCUGCAUCCAAAAAUUCAAUCCGUGGCUUCCUUUCUCAUCUUUUACAUAAUUCCCUUGUCUGUUAUUUCAGUAUACUAUUAUUUCAUUGCCAAAAACCUGAUACGGAGUGCUUACAACCUACCGGUGGAAGGAAAUGUCCAUGUUAGAAAACAGAUGGAAUCGCGAAAACGCCUAGCCAAGACAGUGCUGGUUUUCGUCUGCAUCUUCGCUUUCUGUUGGCUCCCCAACCACAUCAUCUACUUAUAUCGGUCGUACCACUAUUCCGAGGUGGACACUUCCAUCCUGCACUUUAUCACUUCUCUCUGUGCUCGGAUCCUGGCAUUUUCCAACUCUUGCAUAAACCCCUUUGCACUCUACCUGCUCAGCAAAAGUUUCAGGAAACAAUUUAACCACCAGCUUUCAUGUUGCAAAGCCCGCGAUCUCAUGAGGUCCCAGAGCAGAAGCACCAUGCGGAUGGCGUCCCUCAAGAGCACCAACCAAUCAAUGGUCGUAUUCAGCUUCAUCAAUGGCAACCACCCCUGCCCCGAGGAGAAUGUAUAGGCUGCACCACAGAGACUGAAAACAGCCACAAGAUCUGUGUAGCCAUUGCUGCUUGUUUUCUUUUGUUUGUUUGUUCCUGUAAGUAACAAAUGUACAUAAUUGCACAGAGAGGCGGACAGUGACCAGAGAACAAACUGACAGCAUGUGAGCAAGGUUUAAUGCAGAGCAGAAGGGCUGCCCACACCUGCACCGUCAUUUUUAGGGCCUUGCAUUAUAAUAUGUGAGUUCCUUUUCAUUUCUACUGUUCAGAGAUGAAUGUUGAAGGCAAUCCAGGUCCUCAUCAGAUUAUCAGACUGUUCCAUUGUUACCCUUGUACAGAAGACUGCGGAGGGAGGAAACUUUUUUGGUACAUGUAGGUUCUGGAAGAAAGUCAGGGUUAUUAUCGUUAUUGUUAUUUAUUGCUAGAAUGAGCCAGUCCUCCAUUAUGUCCUUUACACUGUAUGGAAACAGCUAGUGGAGCUAGCUCUCUGUCUUCACUGUCCCACACUCCACUCUUCUGGACUCCACUCCACUCUUCUGGACUCAUAACACCCAUUGAUAAGGCAUUCUCAUCCCCUUUCUGUGAAAUACCUGCAUAGAUGGGACGGUCCUAGUAGCCGAGUCAGAUCAGUGUAGUAAAUUUGCACUUGUGCAACAGCUUAGCACAUAUGCAGAGAGAGCACGGCCAUUUUCAGAAAUUGGUCUGAAGGCUUUCCCCCCUUUUUGUUUGGUAGGAUGCUAAAUUCUUACUUGCACCAUUUAAAAUGAGCAAUCCUGCAACAAAAGCGGAAUAACAAAAUGAUGUAAGGGACUCCCCGGUUCUAUCUUACCUGCCCACAUUCACUCAUGCUUAAGAAAACACUUUUAUGGUUUUGCUUUUUGCACUAAAGUAAGGCAGCAUUUCGAAGCACGCUUAGCUUAGAGUAAAACCUAUUUAAUCCAAAGUGAUGUCAUCCAGGGAUUUUUUAAAAGGAAUUUUCACUGUGUCAGAGGGCAGGGGGAAUGAACGCAA
Zootoca vivipara (common lizard) is the source of this 2548-nucleotide messenger RNA. RefSeq names its product gastrin releasing peptide receptor (gene GRPR). NCBI's taxonomy places the organism in Eukaryota, Metazoa, Chordata, Lepidosauria, Squamata, Lacertidae. The record is from RefSeq and is a predicted model, not a curated record. Gene Ontology annotation, biological process: G protein-coupled receptor signaling pathway. Gene Ontology annotation, molecular function: neuropeptide receptor activity. Gene Ontology annotation, cellular component: plasma membrane.